Messenger RNA from Botrytis fragariae, 411 nucleotides. RefSeq names its product putative tyrosine phosphatase protein. The transcript is spliced from 2 exons. The record is from RefSeq and is a predicted model, not a curated record. Gene Ontology annotation, biological process: dephosphorylation. The coding region runs from base 1 to 411 and encodes 136 amino acids. Gene Ontology annotation, molecular function: phosphoprotein phosphatase activity. Lineage: Eukaryota; Fungi; Ascomycota; Leotiomycetes; Helotiales; Sclerotiniaceae.
AUGCACGGUGAGGGGAUUUUAAAAGAGUAUAAAAACGGCAUUCAGAAAGUUUUCGAAAAGAUAGGAGAGAUCGAGGGACUAAACAUUUUAUUCCAUUGUACCGCAGGAAAAGACCGUACAGGUGUCAUACUUGUUUUCUUUGGUGCCUCGGAGGAGGAAAUUGCGCUGGAUUAUGCAUUAACACGUAUUGGGACUGAAUCGCACAGAGAAAGGUUGUUACAGGGGAUGUUGAAAUGGGUAGGAGAGAAGGGUUUGGAACAGCCGGGACUAGAUGAUUUAUCUAGUGCAAAGGGGGAAAACAUCGUCGCACUUUUACAUUGGAUGGAUGUGGAAUGGGGAAGCGAUGUGGAGCAGAAUGUAAAUUGUUGUGAACAUGUAGGAGGUAGAAAAUGGAGUGGUGUUGAGGGAUAG